AGUGGGGGAGAAAAAGACAAAGUCUUCACAGGUCAGUGCUUGCAUGUCUUUAUAAGCUGUGCAAUCUUAGGGCAGCAGAUAUGUCUUAGGGUAAAGGGGAAAGGGAGCAGGGGGUUGGUUUACCUCUGAAAAGGGACUGCAAACUGACCAUGAAGUUUACUGGCCGACAGGCAAGGGGUAACCAUAAAUGACCAUGAAGUUUAUUGCCAGACAGGCAAGGGGUAACCAUAAAUGGUGACAUCCAUGUGUGGAAGUUCAUUGUAACACUGACCAAAGACCGGAGCAAGGUUUGCGCUUCAACAGACGUUUGUGUCCAGGGAGACCACGCCUGGCUGGGCCAGCAACAAAUAAUUUGUGCAAUGCAAUGCAAACAUGGUUCCUAGAAUAGACUCUUUGUUGUGGGGGGGUCUGUUAUUUUUGGAAACAGGAAGAGAUAUCUGCUAGGUCCUGAGAACCCCAAAAAUGGGUCCCAAGGAUUAUUUUGGGCUGGGCUGGGUGUUGGCCGCACAGCCUUGAGACAACAUGCAAGUGACGCCAGGCGACCAUAAUUUCAAACAUGCUUUCCUUGGUGAAGAGUGCCAGGCUGUUUGUCUGUGGUUCCCCCUGUGUUUGACACAGGGUCAGGGGCGAAGCAGGAGUGGAGACUUAGGUCAACAGCGUUGUGUUUGAGCAGCACCAAUGCUUUUUUGAACAAAUGGCCUGCAUAGCACAGCCCUUGCUUGAAAGUAGCCCACAACUGUGGCAGGAUUCCCAUUCGUUUGAAGUUCAUGGAAGCAGGCAGCCUUCUUUUUUUCUGCUCUGUUACGUUUUUGCUUUAAUAUCUCUCUCCCUCUUGUGCUUUUUGGCAUUCACAUCUGAAUCAUCACAGAGGCUGUUUAGCCUGACUUGCUCCUUGGGAUCCUCACAGCCCUUAACUUUUUUUUCCCUGCAAGUGUAGUUUAUGCAUUGACAUUGGUUGUUGUCAGCUUGUGACAAGUUGCUAUAGUGCUGACAUUAAGCACUUGUGACUGUGAUCUGCUAUAAAUUGCAUGGACAGCUUAUAAAGCAUAGGAGUCAGCAGUGCAGGGUUAACAUCAAUGAUGACCAUCUUGUAAGAGUAAAAAUAAUGGCAUCAGAAAUCAUGGAAAAACAAACAGUAAGUCUUUUUCGUGACUUGAAGCUGAAAAGGAAGCGAGUGCAUGACUUAUUGAUGGACUCUGAAGCAGCACGAUCUCCAUCUACUGAAGGGUCAGAAAGUGACCACCACAGUGACAUAAGUGUAGGUAGUGGAGACAGUGCAUAUGUUUCUGACCGAGGGUCUGAGUAUGGCAGAAGCAUCAUUGGUGAAGAGUCAUCCAUGAAGAAGAUGCGAAUAAGAGAAGAGACCAGUGGAAGGUGUCUGCAGUAUACUCACUGCAUGGCCGCCACCACUGCUGGACAGAAGAGGUCUUUGUCUCCCAAAACUCCAGUUGUUGCUGGUAACAACUCUGCUGCAUCCUUGACGAGUAAUGCUGCAGCAUCCACCCUAGCCUAUAUCAGCUGCCCACAGGGUUACCUUAUGCCCGUAUCAGCAGGCUUCCCUCCUAUGGCUAACAUGGCAACAAGUGGGCUUAAGCUGCUGCCCAUGAUGGGUAUGCCAGGAGCUGGCAUGUUUCCAGCAAGCUUGCAUAACAUGCCAGCACCAAUGUUCAUUGCUGCCCCACCUACCGGUUACCUUCUGACUUCCACUGAGAGUAUCUGUACACCAGCAGGGCCAGUCAUUGCCUACCCACAGCUAGACAGUUCCACCCUCGCUACUGCCAGCCAUCACCACCACCAGAUCCACACCACCACUAAGAUGGCUUCCGAGAGUAAAGGGUCCACGCCUUCACCCACCUCCAGUCCUCAGUUCAAAGAACCAUGCACAGAGGACAGUCGCUUUGAGAAGGACCAGGAGUUCAUCAUGCACUACACACAUGGAAAGUUUGCCUACAGUGGCCACCUGGUGGAGAAUCCCCACAACCAGAAGAGCCACCAUGCACCCGGGGGUGCAGAGCUCAUACAGGAGGACUCAGAUGGAGAAGAGCCCAUGGUGUGCGCCAUCUGCAAUGACAAGGCUACAGGCCUUCACUAUGGCAUCAUCACUUGUGAAGGGUGCAAAGGUUUCUUUAAACGCACGGUGCAGAACAAGCGAGUCUACACAUGUGUUGCCGACAGCAACUGUGAAAUCAACAAGGCACAGCGUAAUCGUUGUCAGUUCUGCCGCUUCAAAAAAUGUUUGCAAAUGGGCAUGGUUCUGGCAGCUGUGCGUGAAGACAGAAUGCCAGGAGGGAGGAAUUCUGGAGCUGUGUACAACUUGUACAAGGUCAAGUAUAAGAAGCACAAGCGACGAGAGUCUGCAGACAAACUGUUGAAACAGCGCCUGGUGCAUCACAUGACCAAGAUGGGCCCUCCACCAUCUGACUGCCUAGUGUCUAACUUCCAGGACAACAUCAUCAUGCACACUGGAUGUCUUCCUCAGCAUCCCAGUCAACACUCACACCUUUCUCCCUAUGUUCCCAUGCCCAGGCCCUAUGAGAGUCCCAAGAUGGGGUCCAUGCCAUCGAUACAAUCAGACAGUGUCAGCGAGACUGACAAUGGGCUUGAUGUUGAUAAGGACAGUCUGUACAACAUUCCCAUGGACGAUUCAUCCAUUGCAGGUGACAGCGCCUAUGAUGGCAGUUCUUCCAGCAUUGUAAGACCGUAUCUAGGAUAUUCCACCACACCAUCAGAGCUUUUCUGCACAUCACCAAAGUCCCCUGCUCAGGUGUCACCAACCUCUUCCCAUGCUGCUUUGAUCUCAGAACUUGUCAGGAAAGACUGCUUGUUGAGUAUUGCAGAGGACUACAAGAUCGAACAGUUUAUAGGCUCAGAGCAGAAUGUGGCAGAAGCCUUGUGUCAGGUGGGCGAUGACAUUGUCAUGAAGCUUGUCCAUUGGAUGCGUCACCUUCCAUUCCAUCGUGAAAUUCCAGUCGACCUGCAGACAAAAAUUCUCACCUCCAAAUGGCAUGAGCUGGUGCUACUGAUCAUGACAGCCUACAGCCCUCUCUCAGGCAGGCACAGGUCGCCGUCCUCCUCCAGCACAGCCUCCCUCAGCCCUUCAGCCAUGACCUGCAAGCCCCUCUCAUCUAGCUUUGCAGAGUUAUACCAGUGCAACAUGGCACGCCUGCAGCAGUACCUGGACAAGACAUUUGGCAAGUUCUUCAGCAUGGAACAACUCAAUGACGAGAUUGGUAGCAUCAUGGAGCAGGUCACACACAUCAUCUUGCAGUUCAUUCACCUUGGUAUCACUCGAAAAGAGUUUGCUUGUCUUGAAGUUAUUCUUCUGCUGACUCAUGAUGAUCUUCAGAAGGAGCCAGUGAUUCAGCGCAUUGUGCACACCUACCAGAAAGCCUUACAGCACUACAUUCUGGAACGUUUCCCAUCCGAAGCCAACCGCUUUGGAGAUCUCCUGGCACAGUUGCCCCAGAUUAGGGCUGCAUCAAACCACCUCCUGAGCAGCAAGAUGAUCUACAUUCCCUUCUUGCUCAACUCAUAGACACACUUAGUAGUCAGUGACUGACAAAGCAGUAAUAUAUCUUCUUCAAGCAAACGCAGAGCUUGUCUGUAAAAGUCUGUUGAACCUCCUGAAGGUAUUUGGUUGUGACUCCUGUUUCCUGGUGCUUUGUUUUCACUGUAACACUUAGCUAUGAAAAAUUAGUGGGAUGCAGGUUUGAAGAAUGGAAUGAAUUUGCUGUGGUUUUGAAGUAUUUGCACCAAACUAUGACAUGAACAGUGUAGAUUACAGUGGUGGCAACAAGAAACGCUGAGCUGUAAGCUGCAGGACUAAGCAAGAUGGCAACUGAAAGUAACAACCAGGUGAUUAAUUCUUGUUCUUUUCUCCCCAUUCAAUUCAACUCGAUUCAAUUUACACUGCCUCUUCGACAUCAAUGUCAAUUGACCAUUUGACCAUUGAAAUGUUCAUAAUCUACAGCAGUGUUGACCAGCUCAGGAGAAUCUCACCAGACUAAUAAUUUAUUGGUCUUCGUUUCACAAAAUGUGGUUCUGGGAUCAGAGAUAGCUUGUUUAUUAUUUUUUGUUAUUAUAACUUAUUAUGCUCUCGUGCAGCACCUGUUAUAAGUCUUAAAAGAAGAGUGCAGCAUAUAAAUUUGAGACUUUCAUUGCAUGAAUGCAUACAUGCAUUUUUCUCUUACGGUCACUUAGUACUAACUGUACAUUUUUAUGAUUGUAAAUACUUAGUGAUGUUUGUACAUAUUAAUGAUGCUAUCAUGCAGUAACCUGACAGUGUGUUAGACAGUGACUUCAACAAAAUUUGGGAUGAUAUUUUGAGUGUGAGGGGGCAGUUCACUCCUUUUGUGUGGAUGGUGUGUGUUUGAGUGAUGAAUAGCCUGCAGCCAAAGUGUUAGCAAAUCUGAAACUUCAACAGUAGAGAUAAUCAAGUUAUCACACUUUUGGGGGUGCUCUUUAAUUUGUUGAUGCCAUUCUGCAUUGUCUUGUAUAUUUUAAUCAUCUUUUUCCACGUGCAAGACACAUUUAAAAAAAAAUUCAGUCUAUAUCUAAAACAUUGAUUGUUGGGGACAAUACUUAUAUAAAGAACAACUGAAAGACUUUAACCACAGUGUAGCUGUGGCAUUAAGACUUAUCUGAUUUUAGCACUAUCUUUUUGCAGAAGCAUUGUUUAGCUUUAAGUAAAUACAAGUUUCUUCAUCCACAAGGGCAAUUCAAGAUAGUGCUCAUACUAGAUAAUACAUACAUAUAUUUAUGUAUGUUGAAACAAUUUCUUUCUCACACACUCAUUCCCAGCAGCAGUAGAUACAGUUGGUGACCUAAGGUCUCCUCAGGCUAGUACAAGAUCAUGACCAUUGAAUGCCUAGGGGAUGACUUUUUUCCUCCCUUAGUUGCACACUAGAGGAUUUUGUGGCAACCUCUACUUGCCUCGAGUGGACAAUUUUGUCUUGUUAAAACUGUUUUUUGAAGCACCUGCCAUGGCAGAUUAAUCCCCGUGUGAACUAUUCUGUGCCUGUUAUGCAUAAAUUUAAAGUGUUUUUCAGCAUCUAAAAUUUGGAGUAAUUUAUACUCUUACUAUGGAAGUAGAACAACCUUUUCUUGUAAGUAGAGAAUUGUAGUAUGCUGAAAGCUUCUAGCAUAUGCACACAAUGUUUUGCAUAUUUUCAGUCAUAUGAACCUUGAAAUGCUAAGAUCGGCAUAUAACAUAUGUUUGACAUGAGAAUUCAUUUUGAAGGCGUAAAAAUCUUAUGACAAGACCAGUUGGUGCAGUGCCUUGAAAAGAAAAGGAGGUGGAACUAAACGUGACAAAGCUGUGCCGGUAACUCAAGUCUUUCAAUUAUGAAGUUUCUUGUAGAAAACACAGUUUCUUCAAAUGGGAGAUAAAUUAUAAAUUUUUUAUUCACCUGUAAAUGGUAAUUUUCUGUUUUUGCAAAUUUUGAGCAGGAUAUAUUAAAGGGUUGAUGUGCAAGUAUUGUGGCUAGUCAGAUCCCGUGUGUCGUAUUACUUGUUGCUGAUGAAGGGAAUGGUUAAUUAGUAGAGAAAAAAAUGCUUCUGACAAACUGAUAAAUUAUUUUGACUAAGAAAUAUAUAUCUGUAAAUACUGUUAAGCCCAGGCCUGCUCUUCAGAAUUCAAUGUUUUUGUCAAUAUCUUUAAGUCCCUGGAUAUCACAUUCUUGCAAACUGUGUGCAGGAUAUUUGUCAAUUGUCGGCCAUAUGACUAUGUGUUCAUGCACAUUAGGUGCUUCAUUGUCGGUCCUGGAUUAAGACUUAAACUAAAAAACAAGCUGUUGAUGGUAGAAAAAUCUGAACUAGUAUCAGCAGCUGGUUGCCAGGUAAAUAAUAUGUCAAAAGAACACUUUUUAAAUCAUUUGUUUGCAAAUAACACCAAACUCAUUUGCAUGUUUGUAAAUCAUUCUUCAUCACCAAUUAUUGUAUGUAGCUUCGAGUAUCUGGUUUGUCUAUUUAUUACUUUUUCAGUCCUACCUGGGAAAAAGCUAACCUGAUUUUGUAAUAUGUGUGGUAAUUCUUAUUUAUACAGUUUCAUAUUUUGAUACUGUUUAUUGGUAGAAUCAGUCUGUUGAAAACAGUGUGAAAAGUGUGAUCACAACUUGCAUUCUGUUUCCAGCUUAUCAAUCCAUGCAAAACACUGAGUGCAGCAUUUCUCAGCAGGAUUUGUUUCAUCUAAUUCAUCUAUUUAUUUAGCUUUACACUGAAAGUGUGAAGUUUUUGUUAUGUCUGCUCCUGAUGUUUCAAAGCAGCAAUGAACAUUUUGUGGAAGAUAUAAUUAUAGCAAUGGUAAGGGUGUGUGUGUAUGUGUUGGGAGGAGGAGGGACAAAAUUCCCUUUCCAUUACAAACCUGUGUAUUUAUAACCUGUCCAAUAUAUCAAAUACGCUAAGUUAUUAUUUAUGAUACAAGAUAUAAACAGUCAUUUUCAUUUUGUAUUCAAAUACCAUUAAACACUCAAUACCAGAAAGUUAAAACAAAAAUACAUUAAAAGUUGUCUUUAUUAGGUGUGGCUUCAGGUUCAGACCAAGCUGUUAAAACUUUGUUAUAUCAAAACUGUUAAGAGCUGUGCGCAUCUGUGUGUGUGUGUGCUGCAGUAUCAGUGAUGUCUGUGAUAUACAUUGAUUUAAUAGUCAAACUAAAGAGUUUUUCAUUGUUGGGUGUACUGGGUGGAGUGAUAGGUGCAGUGCACAUGCAAGGUGAAAUGAUAGAAUUCCCACCUAUGUUUACAAACCCAAGAAUCUUGCUCCACAUUGCAGGCUAGCAAAUAUCGAAACUCAGUGUGGGUUUGUUUUCCUCAGAUCUCAUACUGUAAAGAGAAUGAAUUGAUCGACAGACCUCCUCAUUCCUAGUUUAUUUGGCAGUAAGUGAAAGUCCAAGAAGUGUCACAAGCAAAGAUUAUUUCAAGAAUAAACUUUAAGAAGAUUGUCCUUAAACUGACAACUAACUCUACCCUGUUAAAGAUGCUGUGGGCUUCCUUACCUGCACUGUAAAUGUUUGAUUGUGCCUUUUUCUUACAAUGAUUAGAGGAUAAAAUAAAAAUUGUUGGAUUCUUGAAGGGAGUUUUAAUUGGUCCUCUUGUUUUAAAGAUCAGGGUGAUUUAAAAAAUUUUUUUCAACAGCUAGUAUUAUUGUUCCAUGAAAAUACUCCAGCAAGAUUUAUGAUAUGUGGUGUCCCUUGUAAUAAAUUUUAGUGUUCUUCAAAUUUUUCUUUGGUUUGGGAGGGGAGUGAAGACAGACUAUAGGAGUAUAGAAAAAUUUUUGAUUUCUUAUGUUUAUUUUUGUUUUUAAUUCUGGCAGGUUUUCAUUGAUAUGACACAGUGUUUACAUCUGAACUGUAGGCAUCUGUAUUCUCUUAACCCACAGAUUGCAGCAGUUUUCACAUUAACCUGCAGAUAAAAUUAGAUAGUACUCUCAAGUGGAACCAUUCUCCCUCUCUUCGGCCAUGAAAUUUAAAAAUUUGAUUUCCCAAUUUUCUUUGUGUUUCCGUCAAUAACCAAAUGUAUUUAUUAAUAAAGGGGAAAGGGGGGAUGGUGGCGUGAAACACGAUUUUGAUUUUAAAAUGCUUUGUUAUAAGGUAUUUGUGGAUUUGUUAUCUAUCGAUAAUUAAUGAUGAAUGGCAUCUGUUUAUUUAUAUGUUGUACAGGCUAUUGUUGUGUUAACAGACUUGCGGAAUUUCCUUGAGUGUAGUUAUUGACUGUUGAAUGGAAAUUAAACAUUUUUGAUGCACCAA
Molecule: messenger RNA, 7741 nt
Organism: Pomacea canaliculata
Lineage: Eukaryota; Metazoa; Mollusca; Gastropoda; Architaenioglossa; Ampullariidae
Product: nuclear receptor subfamily 6 group A member 1-like
Exons: 6
Coding region: 1106-3535 (809 amino acids)
Biological process (GO): regulation of DNA-templated transcription
Molecular function (GO): DNA-binding transcription factor activity; zinc ion binding; sequence-specific DNA binding
Source: RefSeq, a predicted model, not a curated record